This is a messenger RNA of Pipistrellus kuhlii (Kuhl's pipistrelle), 2452 nucleotides long. RefSeq names its product calcium voltage-gated channel auxiliary subunit gamma 4 (gene CACNG4). Bases 222 to 1205 code for a protein of 327 amino acids. Gene Ontology annotation, biological process: neurotransmitter receptor transport, postsynaptic endosome to lysosome; postsynaptic neurotransmitter receptor diffusion trapping; regulation of AMPA receptor activity. Gene Ontology annotation, cellular component: postsynaptic density membrane; voltage-gated calcium channel complex; AMPA glutamate receptor complex. The record is from RefSeq and is a predicted model, not a curated record. Gene Ontology annotation, molecular function: channel regulator activity; voltage-gated calcium channel activity. Lineage: Eukaryota; Metazoa; Chordata; Mammalia; Chiroptera; Vespertilionidae. The transcript has 4 exons.
CGGACGCCGCAGCCGGCGGGUCGGGCGGUCCGCGCAGCCCUCGCCCGGCCGCCGAGCCUCGGAGUUGGAGCCCGCGCGGCGGAGCGCAGGCAGCGGGCGCGGGGUGGGAGCGCGGAGCGCAGCGGGCGCCGCCCCCCGGCCCUCGGCCCCCAGCCCGGCGCCCCCGGAGCGGCGCGCGGAGGCCGGCGGGCGGGCGGGCGGCGGACUAUGAGGCGCCCACCAUGGUGCGAUGCGACCGCGGGCUGCAGAUGCUGCUGACCACGGCCGGAGCCUUCGCCGCCUUCUCGCUCAUGGCCAUCGCCAUCGGCACCGACUACUGGCUCUACUCCAGCGCGCACAUCUGCAACGGCAGCAACCUGACCAUGGACGACGGGCCCCCGCCCCGCCGCGCCCGCGGGGACCUCACCCACUCGGGGCUGUGGCGGGUGUGCUGCAUCGAAGGGAUCUACAAAGGGCACUGCUUCCGGAUCAACCACUUCCCAGAGGACAACGACUAUGACCACGACAGCUCGGAGUACCUCCUUCGCAUUGUGCGUGCCUCCAGUGUCUUCCCCAUCCUCAGCACCAUCCUGCUCCUGCUCGGCGGGCUCUGCAUCGGCGCCGGGAGGUUCUACAGCCGCAAGAACAACAUCGUCCUCAGUGCUGGCAUCCUGUUCGUGGCUGCCGGCCUCAGCAACAUCAUAGGCAUCAUCGUCUACAUCUCCAGCAACACGGGCGACCCGAGCGACAAGCGCGACGAGGACAAGAAGAACCACUACAACUACGGCUGGUCCUUCUACUUCGGGGCCCUGUCCUUCAUCGUGGCCGAGACCGUGGGCGUCCUGGCCGUGAACAUUUACAUCGAGAAGAACAAGGAGCUGAGGUUCAAGACCAAGCGGGAGUUCCUCAAGGCGCCCUCCUCGUCGCCCUACGCCCGGAUGCCCAGCUACCGGUACCGGCGGCGGCGCUCCCGGUCCAGCUCCCGGUCCACGGAGGCCUCGCCCUCCAGGGACGCGUCCCCCGUGGGGCUGAAGAUCGCCGGGGCCAUCCCCAUGGGCGAGCUGUCCAUGUACACGCUGUCCCGGGAGCCGCUCAAGGUGACCACGGCGGCCAGCUACAGCCCGGGCCGGGACGCCGGCUUCCUGCAGGUGCACGACUUCUUCCAGCAGGACCUGAAGGAGGGCCUGCACGUGAGCAUGCUCAACCGGCGGACCACCCCCGUGUGAGCGCCCCCGGCCCCGGCCUCCCCCCGGAACGGCCGCCUGGACCCCACCGGAGGGCGCUGAACCCUUAAAAGACAGACCCAACCCCCCACCCCUGGUCUCCAGAGGCGUGGAGCGAAGCGCCAGGAUACUGGAAUCCGAAGCGAGAGGCUGACUUUACCCCCCAAAGAGGGCGUGUGGGCAGAGGCCCAGGGUUCCGGAGUUGCCGUCCUGAGACUGCCCGGCCUUCGCCCGCCUGAGGAAACACAAUCGAGCCAUUCUCUCCUCUUGGAAACAAGGAUUUCCGUAAGAACUUGCCCUCGGGGCCUUCCCUCCCCACCUGAGCGCAGGGCCGCUGGGAGGCCACCGGCCGGGCCCACAGGGACCUAGGACACCACUGGCCAGCUGCUUGUUCACCUGAGGUUCCCGGGCCCCGGAGCCGGAAAUGUGGGAGCCGAAGCUCGCCCCUUCCUUCCUUCCCUCCAUCCGUCUGUCUGUCUGUCUGUCUCUCCGGCAGUGGCCUGUGGCUGACACGGCUGUGACCCUGAGGAGAAAGACCUGCGGCCCAUGGUGCUUUAGCCCCCGUGCCCCUCGCCCGGAGGAGCCCGAGGCCCGCAGGGGGGGGAGCCCGCCCAGGGAGCCUCUCGCCGGCCUGGUGUGAGCUGAAGGCCGCAGUCUUUCCCAUCUGCUUCUGGAAGUUUCUGCCUCACCCAGGAAGGGCAGAACGCACUGACUGUGCGUGAGAGGCCGGAGGGUCCCGGGGGGGACAGGGGUCCCAGAUGGCCCCGUGGCUCCCGCGGGGUCCUCCUGGGGCGAAGAAGAGCCUGCCACACGCUCUGGUUGGGCAUCAGCAUCCCAAACUGCUGGGCGAGAGAGGGGGCACGGAGGGCGAACAGGGACCAGGACCCCAGAAAACACGCUCCGGUUUCCGAGGUGGCUGUUCAUCGUGAUGUAUGACCAAUAGCCGGCAGGAGGGCACGCUCCAUUCGCUUCCUCGUCUUACAAAGCAGCAGGAUGCCCCCCACAACUCCCGUCCCUGUAACUUAUUCUGCUGCUCCCCCCUCCCCCCAAAGGGCUCAGCGAGGAAGAGGACGGGGGCCAGGCCUCGGCUUUCUCCCUCCUCACAGAGGGCCAGCUCUGAGGAGGCAGGUUCCCUGGGUGACGUUUUUCCAACCCUGCCCCCCCCCCCCCAAAGCCAGCAGAGGCAUGGAAGCAUGUGGGGUUCAGGGGAAACACGUUGUGGAACACAGAGCUUACCCCCUUUUAUAUAU